ACACUGAAUUUGGAAGUAUUUUCACUGUACGGAAUCGAGACGAUGGUUUCUGAGGGCAGCUUUGGAGAUACUGUCCAAAGGAAAAGCCUUAAUGUGGGAAAAUAACAUCGUUGAAAAGGCCGUGGCGUUUUUGUAACUACAGUACGUACAUGGAGACCAUAUGUUAGGGGAAGCACCCAUGAAGAUGAAGUACGUCCAAAAAGAGUCCGACUUCACGGAAGACAUGACGCCCAUCAUCCUAGCCGCGCACAAGAACAACUACGAGAUCCUCAAGCUGCUUCUACAGAAGGGACAUCCCAUCCCCAAACCUCACGACGUCAGGUGCACGUGCAACGAGUGCGCUGAAGGUUACCGUACCGACGCCCUGAGACACUCCCGGCAGAGGCUGAACGUGUACCGAGCGCUGGCCAGCCCCAGCCUCAUCAUGCUGUCCAGUGAUGACCCCAUCCUCACAGCGUUUCAACUCAGCUGGGAGCUCAGGGGGCUGUCGACCUUAGAGAACGAGUUCAAGUCGGAGUACGAGCAGCUGUCCAAGCAGUGUAAGAAGUUUGCCUCGGACCUGCUGAGCCACACGCGGGGCACGAGGGAACUGCAGGUCAUUCUCAACCACUCGGACGACAUGGUGGAGUCCGCCACCAGCAGCAACUCACUGGCCAGGCUCAAACUCGCCAUCAAAUACCACCAGAAAGAGUUCGUGUCUCAGCCCAACUGUCAGCAGCUGCUGUCGUCCAUGUGGUACGAGGGUUUCCCGUCAUGGCGGCGGAAGCACUGGGCCGUCAAGGUCCUCAUCUGCGCCUCCAUCGCCCUGGCCUUCCCGCUGCUUGGCAUCUGCUACCUCUGCGCACCCAAAAGCUCACUGGGCAAGCUUAUACGGAAGCCGUUCCUGAAGUUCAUCUGCCACACGACGUCGUACCUGUUCUUCCUGGCUCUGCUGUACCUGGCCUCCAACCCCAGCCUGGUGGGGGACGAGGCAGACGACAGGCCUGACCAGCAGGGGCCGGUCCCCAACACCGUGGAGUGGAUGAUCUUCGUCUGGGUCCUGGGAAUGAUCUGGGGAGAGAUCAAACAGUUAUGGGAAGCGGGACUGAAGGAGUACAUCAGCGACCAGUGGAACGUCAUGGACUUCAUCAUGAACUCUCUCUACGUGGCCACCAUCGCGCUGAGAGUCGUCUCUUACAUCAAGUUUAAAGACGAGACGCUGACCGGUAUCCAUCCGCGCUCCACGUGGCAGGCGGAUCACCCCACCCUCGUGGCGGAAGGUCUCUUCGCUACAGCAAACAUCUUCAGUUCGCUCAGGGUCAUCUUUCUAUUCACCUCCAAUUCCCACCUAGGACCACUACAGAUAUCCUUAGGAAGGAUGGGGUUCGACAUAGUCAAGGUCCUGUUUAUCUACUUCCUGGUGCUGUUUGCCUUUGCGAACGGGCUGAACCAGCUGUACUUCCCGUACAACAACAUGAACGGGUCCCUGCAGACGGACGGGAACGACUACUACUGCUACGGCGUGCGCUGUCACGACCAGAACAACGCCUUCUCAAGUCUAUGGGAAACCCUACAAGCUCUGUUCUGGUCCCUGUUCGGCCUGGUCAACCUGUACGUGACUAAAGUGGAGAACGCGCAGGGAUACAAGCACGCCUUCACGGAGUUCGUGGGAACCUGGAUGUUCGGGGCCUACAACGUCAUCGCUCUGAUCGUGCUGCUCAACAUGCUCAUAGCCAUGAUGAACAACUCCUAUCAACACAUAGCGGACCACGCAGACACGGAAUGGAAGUUCGCACGGACCAAGCUGUGGCUGAGUUACUUUGAAGAAGGCGGAACUCUCCCCCCUCCCUUCAACAUCGUCCCCAGCCCCAAGUUCUUCUGGUACACCAUCAUGUGGGUCAAGAACAGCUGCUCCGAGAUCUGCAACUUCAGGAAGAAACAGCUCAACAGGAUGAGAUCUAUAGGGAAAAUGACGGCUGUCAAGCUCAGAAAAGACAUGGCAUACAAGGACGUCAUACAGAACCUGGUGCGGAGAUACAUCGCAAACGAGAUCAGAGAUAGGGAAAGCUCAGAAGGUCUGUGUGAAGACGACAUCAACGAGCUGAAGCAGGACAUCUCUAGUUUCCGGUACGAGAUGCUGGCCCUGCUGAAGUCGGACGGUGGGGAGGGUGGCCCGGACUCGCUGCAGGACGAGCGGCCGUCUCGACGGAAGCGGCGGACGGGCAAGUACAGCCUAGAAGCGCUGUCUCAGCCGCGCUCCCGGUCCAUGAACAACCUGGACCGCCUGGAGGAACACCCGGCGGUGGAUGAAACGGACUCCGCGAAGGCGUGUCUGUCCCGGCCGCUGGCCGCCGCCGCCGUCAGGUCGGUAUUUCCCGUGCUGGAGCAGCGGCAGAGGAACGUGAUGAACGGGCAGGUUGCCGGGGCGGCGGACCGGACCUGGUCCCGCGGCAACCCCGGCGGCGGCCUGCAGGACGGCAACCCGCUGCUGCUACAGACCGAGCGGGUGUCCAGCAUGGGCAGGAUUAGUAGGACAUUUGUCACGCUGGCGUCGCCCGUGCUCGGGCGGAGAAGACGGCAGCAGAGGAAGGGUUUAGACGAGGAAGAGGACACGGAGCUGGGCGCCAUGUCGCGCACGAACAGGAACUUUGCCAACGAAAACGACAUGGGGAGCGUCUUCACGUGUGCGCCCAUCACCGAAAUCGACGACUCUGCAGAAGAAGAGGCUUCUCAUGAUGAAGAAAACAGCUCGUCAGAAUCUGCAUCUCGACACGAAGUCGUUUGACGGGGAAAAAGACACACACACCUUUUGCCACGCACCUGUUGAAAGUUGUGUUUUGGCAGAUAUAGACAUUACAGACUGUCCCAUAGGAUUCACGCGAAUGUUUCGAUUUCCAGUAGCGAGGAUUGUUGCAUACUGGAACCGGAUUUUACAAAGUUCCUAGGAUUUACCUCAGGAAGCCAGCCGAGCGCGCCGGAGUAACGUCUGACCAGGGUGCUGAACGCGGCGCUUUAAGACACACUGUGUGAGGACCUAUUCACUUAAGGACUUAUUUCUCAUCGUGCGGGCGCACUGGAGAUGAUAGCAUCACAGAAUGGUUAGCAGAGAGCUGCAGAAGGGUUGAGGAGGGAGACUCUUUACCAGUCUUCUUCACUUCCUCAUCUGUUACGAUCGUCAUGUGUUCUGUGACAUUCUUGAAGCCAUUUCAGAUGGAGAGUUCUAAAGAAAUAUGCUUACUAGUCUUUUGGGCUGCCCUACACUGAUGGAAUUGAUAUUCCGAGGAACACUCCGGGCAAGAGGAUAGAACGAAUCCGGGCCUCAAUGUCUCUUACAGAAACGGAAGUGAGGACGCCAUCAUCACCAUUUUCUCAUACACAAGGAUUUAAAACUGAAGUCAUAUUCGUGGAAGAUAUUUUAAACGUCCUAGGUAGGUUAGAAUUUUAAACAAGGGUUUUCUUAGCUUUUACUUCAUAUGCCAGUGCACGACUGAUAACAUCAUAUGACGAUGUCGUACAACUCGGAACUUGGGGAUGACGACAGCGAAACCUGUUGUCGUUGUGGCAACGUGCGGAUGACGUCAUCAGAAUGUGUUGUGAUGACAGUCAUGAGAAUGUUGAUGACGGACAGUGGCGUCAUCUGCGUGACUUGAUGACAUCAUCAAUUCCGCCUCCAAAUUGGAGUUUAUUUUAGAGCAUGAUGGGAUUAGGAUAGUUUGACCCUUGACCUGCCAAGUUGACCUUUGACCAGCCAACUGUAGUGCCUUUCACGAGUCUGUGCAAAGUGCGUGUUGCUUUCUUACUGUAAAUAGUGAAAUUUGUACCACAAGCUGCUAAUAUAUAAACGUAACUGUGCUGCGACGCGUUUACUGCGGAGAAAACAACAUAACAAUGGUCACUUCUUUUCAAAGUAGAAGGUUCUUCUGGAAAGCGCACAUCUAACGUUGAACUUUCUCAUGUGAUAAAAAGAGCACUCUAUAUCAUCAUUAGUCUUGAGUAGUUUUAGAGCGUUUUUCUGUGACAUCACGAGGGCAUCAACAUGGAGGCGGCACAGCCGUUUGUAUUUCAGUGAA
Molecule: messenger RNA, 4049 nt
Organism: Branchiostoma floridae (Florida lancelet)
Lineage: Eukaryota; Metazoa; Chordata; Leptocardii; Amphioxiformes; Branchiostomatidae
Product: short transient receptor potential channel 4-like
Exons: 15
Coding region: 161-2764 (867 amino acids)
Biological process (GO): manganese ion transport; regulation of cytosolic calcium ion concentration; calcium ion transmembrane transport
Cellular component (GO): membrane; cation channel complex
Molecular function (GO): protein binding; store-operated calcium channel activity; inositol 1,4,5 trisphosphate binding
Source: RefSeq, a predicted model, not a curated record